AUGCAUCCCGAAUCAGGCUUUAUUCUGAUUGUCGUUAUUCCGCUGGGAACUGGGAAUGACUUGGGUCGCACUCUCGGCUGCGGCAACGGUGUGGUUACCUUCAGGGGCGUCAUGCAUAUACUAAAGGGUGUUGGAUACUCGCCGGUCGCUGCUGUGGCUUUGGACCAAUGGAAAGUCUCUAUACAGCAACCAGCCUUAGAGGGUGUCACAGAUGCCCUUACGGUCACCCCCACGGCCUCGGGUGACACGAACUUGCCGUCAUGCAGAGUGCGCGACAGCAGGAGCAACCCCGAGCACACUACACGGUACUUCAAUAACUACUUCAGUCUGGGAUACGAUGCACUCGUCGCUCUGAAGUUCCACAACGGAAGGGAAAAUCACUCGUUUAUGUAUAACUUCCAGUAUCAGAACUUAUUGAUGUACGGCAUACAUGCGCUCGGGACGCUGUGUGAUCGCUUGGACUUGCCGGAGGAUGUGGAGGUGACUGUGGAUGGAAAGAAACUAGAGAUUCCAAAAGGCAUGAAGGGUUUGGUAUUAGUCAACAUACCAAGCUAUGCCGGCGGAAUCGAUCUUUGGGGUAAAAAGUUCAAACCCAAUGAUACUUUAACCCCCCAAAAAUUAGACGACGGCUUGAUAGAGGUGGUGGGUGUGGGUGGCUUCUGGCAUACUGCGUUCAUGAAGAUGGGGAUGAAAAAAGGCAAGCGCCUUGCGCAGGGCCGUAAAGUGGGAUUCAAGAUAAAGAACGAUAUCCCAGUACAAUAUGAUGGAGAGCCAUUUAUUCUGAGUUCCAGCGAAGUUCAAAUAAGCGUGGUAGCACAGCAUCAAAUGGGUGCCACGUCCUCGAAGAAAUGCUGAAUACAAUAUGGAACCUUGCUGAAUCGUUAGUAGAUACGGAAUGCACUCUGAAUCUAUUCAUAUCGAACGGGAAGCUGAGUUCGAUAUAUGGAGACCAUGCUUGUCGGAAUUAGAUACGUCAUGAAUUCGGAAAACUAUUUAUACCGGAAGGGAAGCUGGUCACAACAUCUAUACAUAUUGACAGAAUCGGACGUCGAAGCAGAAUAUAGUGAAAUGCUCAAAAGAUGUGAAAAAUAUCGCAUUCGAAGCACUGCGAGAGAUGCGGCGUCGACAAUGUACAAUCAUUACAUCGCAAAAGAGCAUAUGUAGGUACAAGG
Molecule: messenger RNA, 1172 nt
Organism: Sphaeroforma arctica JP610
Lineage: Eukaryota; Ichthyosporea; Ichthyophonida
Exons: 7
Coding region: 1-855 (284 amino acids)
Molecular function (GO): ATP-dependent diacylglycerol kinase activity
Source: RefSeq, a predicted model, not a curated record